CAAGCCAUGAAACGACAAGUAAGAGAGUUGAGAAGCAGCCUCUGUCCUAAAUAAGUGCGUCUGUCAGGAGGAGGCUGCAGAUUAGUGACGUGAUGUUGCUCCUCCGGGCCGCUGGGGGCAGCAGCGCCGCAGCUUCACUCUGCAGAAUCAGUGCCGAGCUGCUCGAGCCAGCAGAGAAACUUCUGAUGAGAAGAUUCACAAACACACUCUAACUUUUAAACUCUUGCGUGAACCGGUGUGAACAUGUGGUCGGAGCGCACGUGAGCUCCGUUUGCGCAUCUGAAAACAUCGCGAUGUUUCCGGUUGUUCAGGUGAUCCAGGAGCAGGAGGAGAGGAGGAGGGAGGUGGGCUGCCAGUGGGAGAGUCCAGAGGAGGAGAGGAGGGAGGUGGGCUGCCAGAGCGAGUCAGCAGAGAGGAGAGACGCCGCCGUCCAGGUGGACCUGCUGAGCCAGCAGCUCAGCUGGAGACACUCAGGUGAGACGCUCCUGAACGCACCGCUGUCAGCUGACCACAAUCUGUCAGUAAGAAAUACUCACCUGUCUGUGUGUCCAGGUGUGUGCGGCGUGGCCUGGCAGUGUGUCUCUGUCAGAGCGGAUGAACCAGGAGGGGGCGCUCUGCUGCAGCACUGCAGCUCACACAGGCCGGACGCUCACCACGGCGCCCCCCUCUACCUGCUCUGCUCCCACCACGGACACACGCCGCUACCCACAAUGCCUCAGUACGGACCACCUGCGCCUCCGGACCUCCUACAGACCGCCUCGCCACCCAGCAUGCCUCUGUGCGGCGUGUCCCCCAGUGCAGGCAGCUGUGAAGCUCCUCCCCCUGGACUCAUCGCUCCUCUGAGCGAGGAGGAUGAGGAGGAGGAGGAAGGCUCGUUCAAACAUGAGAAGAAUGAGCGUCUCCGUGGUAACAGACGGCCCACAAUAACGACGGACGGGCAGAAGAAGAAGAGGAGGACCAAACACAUCGCAGGAAGAGUCCAGCCCAGGAGGAAGAGUCCCGGCAGCACCGCCCGCCGACAGAGGGAGAUGGACGAUAAAUCGCAGCCUGACCGUCGUCAGGCUGUCGUCCAAUCAGAAGGCAUACCUUCAAAAGGCAACCGCAAGACGCAACGAGGAGAGACACGAAUCCAACGCACCCAGAAAAUGAUUGUGAAGAAGAAGAAGGAGGAAGGAGGAAAGAAGGGGAGGUGUAAGCAGGAGCAGAGGGAGGACGAGUCAACGGUGGAGGAACGAGUCAGACCUGUGAAGAGGGACGUGGCGGUUAGGCCGAGGAGGAAGGCGGUCGGUCCACCCAUCAGAUACCUCAUCGAGUUCGAGGAGCGGUCACGUGGCCCGUUGGCGACCAAUCACAGCAAAGCAAUGGGAGCCAAAGCUGAAAGGAAGCUGAGGUUGGAGCAUCAAGAGGACGAGGACGAGGAGACGAGAGAUGGGGUGGAGCGAACAGAGCCGACAGACAGCAGCAGGGUGGAGUCCCCUCAGGACGGAGGAGGCGGAGGGUGGCAGCUCUGUCAGGUGUGUGGUCUGACCUUUACCUGUCGGUCGGCGCUGCAGCUCCACCUGUCUGUCCACAGAGCAGGACGCCACCUCAGCUGCCAACCCUGCAACAAGAAGUUCAGCUGCGCCAGCACCCUGCAUCUGCACCAUCGCCGCCAUCACCAUGAAGGUUGGGCGGCAUCCGGUUGCACCCGAGCAGCUGAUGACAAACAGGAAGAUGAGGUCCUUCCACGUCCCAGCAAGGCUCAUGAUUGGUCAAGAUGCAGAAAGCGUGCGCGAAGAAAUCCCUGGUGGUGGGUCGACUACCAGACCACCAUAAGGAGGAGACAGCAGGAGCGAGAUGGAGCAAGGGGGAGGAAGAGGUGUAGAGAAGAGGUGGAGGUGGUGAAACGAGUCUGUCUGAAGGAGGAGGGAGGAGGAGAGGAAGGACAAGUAAAGGAGAACAAGGUGGAGGUGACACAAGUCUGUCUGAAGGAGGAGGGAGGAGGAGAGGAUGGACAAAAGGAGGUGGUGGAGCAACCUCAGAGGCUGAGGAGGAUGAUGGUAGGCCCACCAAUCAGAUAUCUCCUGGAGUCAGAGGGACAGUCACAUGGUCCAGGAACAGCCAAUCAGGACAGAGGGUGGGAAUUUAAACAUGGAAAUAAACCACAGAACAAGAGCGAAGCUGGGGGCGGAGCUUCAAAUGACGCGUCAAUGAUUGACAGGUCUGAGGAAACAGUACAGACAGACAGGCAGGCAGGUCGGACCAAUCAGGACACAGCGAACAGAAACAAACAAAGAGGAAGACCAAAAAAGGUCAAGUUUGACAGUGAGGCUGGGGGCGGGGCUUCAGAGGUGGCUGAAAGGUCAGGGGCUGCAGAGAGACAGAUGGGUCAGACGGUCUCAGAGACACAGACGGGUCAGACAGUCACAGAAAGACAGACGGGUCAGACGGUCACAAUGACACAGACGGGUCAGACGGUGUCAGAGACACAUACGGGUCAGAUGGUCACAAUGACACAGACGGGUCAGACGGUCUCAGAGACACAGACGGGUCAGACGGUGUCAGAGACACAGACGGGUCAGACUGUCUCAGAGACACAGACGGGUCAGACGGUGUCAGUGACACAGACGGUCGCAGAGACACAGACGGGUCAGACAGUCACAGAAAGACAGACGGGUCAGACGGUCACAAUGACACAGACAGGUCAGAUGAUGUCAGAGACACAGACGGGUCAGACAGUCACAAUGACACAGACAGGUCAGACGGUGUCAGAGACACAGACGGGUCAGACGGUCACAAUGACACAGACGGUCAGACGGUGUCAGAGACACAGACGGGUCAGACGGUCACAAUGACACAGACGGUCUCAGAGACACAGACGGUCUCAGAGACACAGACGGGUCAGAUGGUCUCAGAGACACAGACGGUCACAAUGACACAGACGGGUCAGACGGUCUCAGAGACACAGACGGUCUCAGAGACACAGACGGG
Molecule: messenger RNA, 2970 nt
Organism: Micropterus salmoides (largemouth bass)
Lineage: Eukaryota; Metazoa; Chordata; Actinopteri; Centrarchiformes; Centrarchidae
Exons: 4
Coding region: 294-2834 (846 amino acids)
Source: RefSeq, a predicted model, not a curated record